ACAAAACAAACCUCGAACACGUUCACGUUUGAUUCCGACGUCAAGUAACAACAUCAGCGGGAGUUUAAGCUCAACACCAGAUCUCGUAGAGAAAACAUCCAUUUGAAGCCUUCGUGGGUCUCGACACACGUACACGUGAACGGGACAACAACACGUGACCGUGUGCGUGUCGGUGUGAUGUCAUGUUGAAUUCAGCCGAAGAGAACCGAUCCAUCGACAGACACAUCGGAGACGCAGCGGAGCUUCUGUCUGCAGCUCGCAGGCUUCUGCUGCCGGUUGUGGUCGUUCGACGCGUCGUGGGCGCAGCGACCUCCUCGCCUCUGUGCUCACAGUGAAGACACCGAGUCACAGGUCAUCGAAAGAUUUUCAUCCCGAAUUCCCCGCGACACUAAAUUCUAUCGAGGAAACAUCUGAGACCAGGCGAAGGCGAUGAUCGAAGAGGGGCGGAGCUUUUCCAGGAUGUCUCUGAGCCGCUCACCUGUGUCGCCCCUGACGACGCAGGGCAUCCCCUCCCCCGCCCAGCUGACCAAGGCCAACGCCCCCGUGCACAUCGACGUCGGCGGACACAUGUACACGAGUUGCCUGGCAACGCUCACCAAGUUCCCCGAGUCCAGGAUCAGUCGCCUGUUUAACGGCACCGAGCCGAUCGUGUUGGACGGUCUGAAGCAACAUUACUUCAUCGACAGAGAUGGAGAAAUGUUCAGUUUCAUCCUCAGUUUCCUGAGGAGCUGCAGACUGCUGCUGCCGGAGGACUUCAAGUACUUCCCCCAGCUGUACGAGGAGGCCCGGUUCUACCAGCUGACUCCCAUGGUGCGGUCGCUGGAGCGCUGGCAGGCAGAGCGGGAGGCCCAGCGGGCACCGCCCUGCGAGUGUCUGGUGGUCCGAGUCACACCCGAUCUGGGCGAGAGGAUCGCACUGAGUGGGGAGAAGGUUCUGAUUGAGGACGCCUUCCCCGAGACCGGAGACAUCAUGUGUAACUCCGUCAACGCCAGCUGGAACCUGGACCCCACCCACGUCAUCCGCUUCCCCCUAAACGGCUACUGCAGACUCAACUCAGUGCAGGUCCUGGAGCGUCUGUUCCAGAAAGGCUUCAGCAUCAAGGCAUCGUGCGGCGGCGGCGUAGACUCGUCCCAGUUCAGCGAGUAUGUCUUGUGUCGGGACCUGCGACCAAGCCCGUCCAUCAGAACCCCGGUCUGGAUCAAACAGGAACCUCUGGACUGAGACACAGGAAGUCGUCUGAACUCUGGAAACAUCUGGAGAAACAUCUGGAGUCUGACCACGACAAACCUGAUCAGCGUUUACAUGUAAACGUUGUGUCUGAUACGAGCAGCCUGAUUGGUCCACGUCGUCAUCUGUGAACAAAUCUUUUUAUAAUUCAUUUCUUUUUAUAAAACUUUGUCUAUAUAACUUUUACGUGUCACUUUGUUCCACUUGUACAAAUAAAAGUCCACAUGAAGUCAAA
Messenger RNA from Scophthalmus maximus (turbot), 1462 nucleotides. RefSeq names its product BTB/POZ domain-containing protein kctd15-like. The transcript is spliced from 5 exons. NCBI's taxonomy places the organism in Eukaryota, Metazoa, Chordata, Actinopteri, Pleuronectiformes, Scophthalmidae. Gene Ontology annotation, biological process: protein homooligomerization. Gene Ontology annotation, molecular function: protein binding. Bases 430 to 1221 code for a protein of 263 amino acids. The record is from RefSeq and is a predicted model, not a curated record.